ACUCCCCUCAUUCUAAUUUAUAUAAAAGCCAUUCCAAUCUCUCUUUUUACUGGAUCUUCCUAAUAAAAAAAAAGAAGAGCGAAAAAAAAAACUACUUUAACCUUCUACCUCUUCCUCACUGGCAGUUUUUCGUUUCGUUGCUAGUUACUCUUCUUCUUUUUUUUUAACCCCUCCACCGAAACAAUACAUAAACCAUGGGUAAAAAGGAACGAGCAUCACCCGCACCGUCAAUAGCCGACAAUGAAAAAUCUUCUACUGUCAAUAUUGAUAUGCGAACGGACUUGACCAGUCCCCAUAAUGAUCCUUCAAAUCCAUUUGCGUUUACACCGAAUCAACUGUCGGCUUUGAUGGAUCCGAAAAAUUUACCACUCUUACAUACCUUUGAUGGUUUGGUCGGUGUCGCCAAAGGUCUCCAUGCCAACAUUCAGCACGGUCUCAGCACCAAUGCCCAAAUUCACACUCCUAUCUCGCUCACUGAUAUUAUCCAUCAUCAACCACAAGAUCCCGCAGAUACUACUCAACAACAACAAGAGAACACACCUACUCAUACCUCCUCUCCUCCAUCUAUUCGCUCUCAACACCAAAACGAUCAAGCUUCUUCCACUCACCAUGAUUCCCCAUUCGCCUCUGCACGCACCGACAUCUUUGGCACCAAUGUGCUUCCACCUGUCCGAUCAAAAAACAUCUUUCAGCUAAUGUGGAUGGCCAUGAAGGACAAAACUUUGAUCCUUUUAACGGUGGCUGCUUUUGUAUCGCUAGCCGUAGGCUUGUAUGAAGAUAUUGCCGAAACUCAUUAUGAUGCUCAAGGCAACAAAGUGGCGGGCGUUCAAUGGGUAGAAGGCGUCGCCAUCAUUGUAGCUAUUUUAAUCGUCGUACUCGUUGGAAGUGUCAACGACCUUCAAAAGGAAAAGCAAUUUCGUAAACUGAAUGCCAAAAAGGAAGACCGCAUGGUUAAGGCCACGAGAGAUGGUACAACCUCUCUUAUCUCUGUUCAUGAUAUCCAAGUGGGCGAUGUUUUGCAUUUGGAGCCAGGUGACAUUGUUGCUGCUGACGGUAUCUUUAUCGAAGGUCACAACCUCAAAUGUGACGAAUCCGCCGCGACUGGUGAAUCCGAUGCCGUGCGAAAACUGGCAUAUGACGUCUGCUGGCGCAUGGCUCAAGCCGAAGCGCAAGAAGUUUCAUCUUCAACCGACAAUGAAAAAAAGUCCGAGGGUUCACGUCCCAACGUCGAUAGUCAUAAGUCGUUGCCUGAUCCAUUCAUUAUCUCCGGUUCCAAGGUCCUCGAAGGCGUUGCCACGUAUUUGGUGACAAGCGUCGGAAUCCACUCUUAUUAUGGACGCACCCUGAUGGCUUUACGAACCGAAUCGGAAAGCACCCCACUUCAGGAAAAGCUCAAUGCGCUAGCCGAGAUGAUUGCCAAGUUGGGCUCGGCCGCCGGUUUGCUCAUGCUGAUUGUUUUGCUGAUCCGAUAUUUCGUCGGCUGGCGAAAUGGUAUUCCGACCGAAGCCACCACCAUCGUUAGCCAAAUCAUGGAUAUCCUUAUUGUUGUCGUCACCAUUGUCGUCGUUGCUGUCCCUGAAGGCCUACCAUUGGCUGUCACACUAGCUCUCGCCUAUGCAACUCAGCGGAUGCUCAAGGAUAAUAAUCUGGUCCGUGUUCUUGCGGCUUGUGAAACCAUGGGCAAUGCCACUACCGUGUGCUCUGACAAGACCGGCACAUUGACGCAGAACAAGAUGACCGUCGUCGCUGGCACUUUGGGUUCCUCCUUCCGGUUUGUCAAGGAUGCACCUGCCAACCGUGUGGACCUCAAGGAAAUGGCUGAACUGCCUCAACACGUACCCAAGCCCGUCCUGAACUUUGUCAAUCAAUCCAUCGCGAUUAACUCCACCGCCUUUGAAAGCAAAGACGAAAAGGGUGAAAUGGCCUUUGUCGGUAACAAAACCGAAACCGCUUUACUUGCUUUUGCUCGUGACACUGGGUCCGAGAAUUUCCAAGACCUCCGUAAUCGCUGGCCUGUCGAGCAAGUGCUCCCUUUCAACUCUGAACGUAAGGCCAUGGCCACCGUGAUUCGCUUACCGCAUCCUACCGAACCGAGUCGCUUCAUCUACCGGGCCCAUGUCAAGGGCGCUUCCGAAAUCCUUUUGACUCACUGCUCCAAUAUCAUUACACUGAAACCGUCCGAGUACAAAUCCCUCGAUCACGAUUACGAUAUCAAGACCCGCGCUCUUACCGACGAAGAUCGUAAACGCACGGAACACAUUAUCCAGAGUUAUGCCACUCGUUGCCUUCGUACCAUUGGUAUUGGUUAUCGUGACUUUGAUCAAUGGCCUCCUUCAAAGGAAGAAAUUGAUGAUGGCGUCAAGAUGGGCGCCGAAGCCGAUGUUCCCUUUGAAGAUAUCGUUUCUAACAAUGGUCUGACCCUGCUUGGUAUUGUCGGUAUUGAAGAUCCUCUUCGUCCCGGUGUCAAGGAAGCCGUGAAAUCGUGCCAGAAAGCCGGUGUCUUUGUGCGCAUGGUCACAGGUGAUAACGUUGUCACGGCUAAAAGUAUUGCGAAACAAUGCGGGAUUUACACUCCUGGUGGUAUUGUCAUGGAAGGUCCUGUUUUCCGCAACUUGCCGCCGUCCGAAAUGGAUGCCAUUCUACCACGUCUCCAGGUCUUGGCUCGAUCGAGUCCUGAGGAUAAACAGAUUCUGGUGGGCCGGCUGAAAGAAUUGGGCGAUAUUGUCGCCGUCACGGGCGAUGGUACGAAUGAUGGUCCUGCAUUGAAGUUGGCCGAUGUCGGUUUCUCCAUGGGUAUUGCCGGUACCGAAGUGGCCAAAGAAGCUUCCAGUAUCAUUUUGAUGGAUGAUAACUUUUCAAGCAUCGUCAAGGCCAUCAUGUGGGGUCGUUGUGUGAACGAUGCCGUCAAAAAGUUUUUGGAAUUCCAACUGACCGUCAACGUUACUGCCGUCAUCUUAACGUUUAUCUCCGCAGUGGCCAGUUCGAAUCAGAAAUCGGUGCUGACAGCUGUCCAGUUACUGUGGGUCAAUCUGAUCAUGGAUACCUUGGCCGCUCUGGCCUUGGCGACCGAUCCUCCUACCGAAGAAUUGCUUUACCGUGCUCCUGAGCCUCGUUCGGCGCCCUUGAUUACGUUCAAGAUGUGGAAGAUGAUCAUCGGCCAGGCCAUCUUCCAAGUCGUUGUCACCCUCGUGCUGUUGUACAGUGAUGUCUUGCAUUAUGACAGCGAAAGCGUCGUAUUGCAGACCAUUGUCUUUAACACGUUUGUGUUUUGCCAACUGUUCAAUGAAAUCAAUUGUCGCCGCAUUGACAGCAAGUUGAAUAUUUUCCACAAUAUUCUUGCUAAUCGAUUCUUCAUCUUUAUCUUUAUUCUUUGCGUGACACUUCAAUGUCUUAUUGUCAAUUUUGGAGGUGCGGCGUUCCAGGUCACUCCUGUGGGCGGACCUCAAUGGGCUAUCGCUAUCGUUGUGGGUCUCCUUUCGCUUCCUAUUGGUGUAGUGAUCCGUCUUAUUCCGGAUAACAUCUUUUCGUUUCUGUUCUGGAACCCGGCCACCCGUCAACGUUACUUGGGUGGACCUCUCAGUGGAUCUGUCCCUCCUUCAGUUUAUAUGGCAGGAAACGAACGCGUGGCGUGGAAUCACGCUUAUACCAACGUGCAACAAAGUCUUCAAUCUCUCAAAUACCCUUCUGCUACUCAUGCUCCCAACAACAUUCCUACCGAUGCUGUGAUCGGUCACCCAGAUGGUCGUCGCAAGAGCGCCUUGGCCGCUUCCGUCAUGUUGCCCACCCUUGUUGCCACGGCGCCUUCCACCGGUUGGGUCCCUCCGGACCACGAAAAUGAAAAUCAAGAUACACAAUUCUCUUAUAUAUCACGAUAGUCUCGUUUUUUCCUGUUAUUUAUCCUUUUCCUCUUCUACAGAUACCUGUUUCUUUAAAAUAUAUUUUUUUCUUUCUCUUAAUGUAUGAUUUUUUUUUUGUAAAUUUACAUGAAUAUUUAACGCUAAAUAUCUAUUCUCAUUAAAAUUCGUAACGCUAC
Molecule: messenger RNA, 4033 nt
Organism: Radiomyces spectabilis
Lineage: Eukaryota; Fungi; Mucoromycota; Mucoromycetes; Mucorales; Radiomycetaceae
Product: PMCA-type calcium-translocating P-type ATPase
Exons: 5
Coding region: 195-3875 (1226 amino acids)
Biological process (GO): intracellular calcium ion homeostasis; calcium ion transmembrane transport
Cellular component (GO): intracellular membrane-bounded organelle; membrane
Molecular function (GO): ATP binding; ATP hydrolysis activity; P-type calcium transporter activity
Source: RefSeq, a predicted model, not a curated record